UUCAACGAAAAAAAGAAAGAAAAAAUAUCGUUUUAUGGGUCACUAAUUUACGCCAGAUGGUCAAUAGUCGCCAUGGAUGUGCGAGACCUCACACUCGAAACUGCCGCCCAUCACCUCAUGGAAGCCACCACUAAUAUGGAACUGAAAUGAGCAUUGGCAAAAAGACCAGUCACGCUCUUGAUGGAGCUAGAAAUCAAAAUCAAUAAAGCCAUCACCCUAGAGAAACCUUCGGCCUGGGAUCUGUACGACGCUUCGAGCCGUCAAGACCAAUCAGAGAGGAACAGACGCGCAGACAACUCCCGAUACCACUCGAACAACUUGCACAAUGCCACAACGGAGCAAGUCGGCCACUCGCCCCGCCGGAGCAAGCAACGCGUAGAUGCUCCCCGGACAUGCGUCCGUCAAACACCUUUACACCCCUCAAUGAUACAGUCAAGAAUGUAUUUCACCUCAUUCGCGAAAAAGGCUACCGUCUCAAUUGGCCCGCGUCAGUAAGAGUCGCACCUCAUAUGCGCGACCACAGGAAACAUUGUGACUUCCACAGAGAAGCAGGUCACCUGAAGGAAGAUUGUGUGAACCUUCGAGUUGAAAUCGAAGCGCUUAUCCGAAGAGGGUUCUUGUCCGAAUGUGUCCGCGGAGCGAAAGAACAGAAGGAACAAGAUGCAAGACCACCACCACCCCCACAACUCGACUACAACGAAAUUACCGGUUCGUACAUAGUACGAAAAGAAAUAUGUGCUGUAACGAUCGAGGGAGAUCAGCCAAAGAAGAAGACAAAGCAUGACCGAGCAAUGGAGUGCGCGACAAUUGAUGCGCAACCAAAGUGUAACAUGAGUUUUGACGACGCAGAGUUCCCACAGGGAAUACCAUCAAAAGAUCCCCUUACCAUCACCGCUUUGAUAGUUGCGUGCAAAUUCUAUCGCCUGUUGAUAAAUGGAGGCAGCGACAUCAUGUUCAAAAGCACCUUGGAUCAGAUGGACAUCGACCCACACAUGAUCAAACACGCACAGGGAAAUUUAGUGGGGUUUUCAAGAACACGAGUGGCGGUAAUAGGAGCAAUAACGCUACCUGUCGUGAUUGGAGACCAGGAACCACGAGUGUCAAAACAAGUUGAUUUCACCAUUGUGGACAACAAUUCACCCCACAAUGGCAUCCUGGGACGAGCGUUCCUCGCCAAAUUCAUGGCCCUACCAUCCACAUGCCACUAGAAACUCAAGUUCCCCACCAAAGUAGGAACCGGGGAAUAGCGCGGGCUGCAUUAGAGCGUAGCAAUGGAGGUACAACCCAUGCGCCAAACCAACAUAAUCAUACAAGAGCGGAGGAGCCGCGCCCGAAGUCUAUGGAUUCCGACUUCGUAGUCGCACUCGACCCAACUGAGCCACAAAAAAAGUGCGCAUCUCGACCCAACCUGAUUUGCUCUUCUGAGGAAACCCUGAGUUUUUUUUAUAGCCUAAUGAUUGUUGAUUCUCUCCGUAUGUUUGAUUAUAUUGACGAUGUUUGUGGCCUCCAGGAUCAGAGGAUCCAAGCUUUACAACUAGCAAGUUAGAGGGAGAGAGCCGGAGGAGCCGCACCCGAUUUCUAUUGCAUUAGAGCGUAGCAAUGGAGGUAUAACCCAUGCGCCAAACCAACAUAAUCGGUACAGGAGCGGAGGAGCCGCGCCCAAAGUCUAUGGAUUCCGACUUCGAAGUCGCACUCGACCCAACUGAGCCAACCAAAAAAGUGCGCAUCUCGACCCAACCUGAUUUGCUCUUCUGAGGAAACCCUGAGUUUUUUGAUAGCCUGAUGAUUGCUGAUUCUCUCCGUAUGUUUGAUUAUAUUGACGAUGUUUGUGGCCUCCAGGAUCAGAGGAUCCAAGCCUUACAACUAGCAAGUUAGAGGGAGAGAGUAAACAUGCAAUUUUUAUGGUCAAACUCUAUCUCCUUAUUUCAUUGCAAACUUAUGCUCUUAUAGAGUUGAGAGGAGAUACAAAGACGUCAUUGCUUACGUUUGUGAGACAGAAACGUAAAGCUAACACGUCAAAAGAAAACACAUGAAACGAUACAAAAGCUUGUAAAAUACAAUAGUGCAAGACUUUUUUAAAGGAGUCGGUCAACCUUUUCUUGUCGUUUUAUCCUAUGUUUUUUUAUUCAUUUCUCUUUCUUCACAUGCAUCUCUCAGUCUUGGUCUGUAGGUCUAUUGAUGUCUUCUUCAUUUGAUGCACACCACACAUAGAAGUGGUUCUCAUAGAUGCUAAGUGCAUUGCACAACUGUUUCUUGAUUUGGAUGGGAAGAGCUGACCGACUUACACUAAUUUCAGUGAAUUCUUUAAUUUUUUCUAUUAUGACUGUCCAAUCUUCUUUGGUCAUGUUUCCUCUGGUUUUGCUGGUGAUGAUGGCUUCGGGGCUGCUGUAAUUGACUUUGAUCUGACUUUCUGGUUCAAUCUUGGUUAAUAUACUACAUACUGCUCAAAAUACCCUUUACUUGGAAGUCUAGGUUCUUCUCAUAAUUUCGAAGGUCAUCUCUAGUAGGAUAAUCAUGAUUUGAUACUCCCAUAAGGAUAACUGCCUUUGAUAUGACCAAUAGCUUCUCUUAAUCGAAUAUGGGGUAGCUGCUUGUUGAGAAAUAUUUCUCGUUCUUUGGCGAAUAGCUCAAGAUAUCUUCUGUUCACGUUUCUCAUCCUUUGUGGAAAGUAUUCAAAUACCUUCAUGGUUGUGGUGUAGAUAGUGUCGAUUAAUCCAUACCGAUGGAUCUCAAAAGAGAGUUCUGCUGAUGCUUCUUAUGUAUUACUACUUUGGGUCCUCCUCGAGUGGCGGGGUAAAUACCCAUAGUUGUGUGUUUUUUGCGUAGUUGAUUAUCGUAUCCCAGUUGAAUACGAACUUCUGAAAGACCGCUUUUAAUUGUUCUUCUUUUUCUUUGGUGGUUGAAAUGCUUUUGAUACUGGGUAUCUUCAUGAUAAGUUUCUGCGAUUAUUGUUCUUUAUUCUUGACUGGUUCUUUCAUUGCCAUCACUUUAUAUAAUUGUCUAAAUGCUUCUUUGGUUUUAAAUUAUUGAUGUUGGAUCGGUUUGCCAUUGAUGUGUUGACUAGCGAUAGCCCAGUUGUGAUAUACUCCUCGACAUGGUUCAUUGAAUAUGACAUACCACUUUCUAUCUUUCUUGUCUUCUUCUUCAUAGUGUGAAUCUUUUCCUUCUUUUUCUUCUUGUUCAACGAUGUCUGGCCAUCGUGUCGUCUUUUGUGUAUUAUUACUGGUAGUAGUUGAUGACUGUGUUGAUGCUGACUUUUUCUUUUUCAAUAGGUUCUUUGGUAGGUGUCGAUGAUUGUCCAUUAGCAGAGCUAAUUGACAGAGUACUAAUGUCGAUUUUUAACUGUUGCUGAAUAACAUUGAUUGAAUGAAUUAUAACUUCUUCCUUCCCCCUGCGAAGGAGAAGUUGUUGUUCCAAUGCUACACUCUUUUCCUGCUUCUACUUUAGCUGAUUGAUGAGUGUCAUUAUAAAUCCUUCCAUUCUCGAGUUAGUGUGUCAGUGAACGAUUAUUGCUCGACUUGAUAUACUUUAGAUAAUGAUUGUAAUAAUGGAGUUGUUGUUGCCACUUGAUUAAUCUCCCUUUGUUGAAAUCUGCUUGUAGCUUGUACCUCCAGAAACCUGUAACAUAUUUGGAAUCGGUUUGAAGUUCAAACCUUAUUGAUAAUAAUUCUAACUUUCAUUUUUUUCAAUGCUCAGAGACAAGCUAGUAUCUCUAAUUCAUGGAUUCGAUAGUUCUGUACGGUGGUGGUGAAUGUUCCAGAAAUAUGUUUACAUAGUUUCUUGGAAUAUUUAUCAUUGUGGAAAGGAACUGAUAAUUGAGAAUGCGAAGAUUCAAUAAUAUUGUUCGUAGACUGAAAAUCUUUAGGCUUUGAGCCAGAGACAAGAGCAUCAUCAUUGUCAAUUCUAAUAUUACCAAAAUUGUCUAUCCAAAAUAUUUCCUUGCCAUUUGGUAUGACUAACAUGCAUCCUGUACAAGUGUCCUUAGAGACAUCUGUUUGAAUUAUUAAAAACUCCUUUCACAAGGGUUAUAUAACUUCGGUAAAUGCUGAUAUUUUUCUUACAUUAAUAAAACUAUUUUUGUCUCUUGAUCAUUCCAUGACCAAGGGAUUUUGUCAGAAAUCUUUUUCUGUAAAUGUUUUCUUUAUUUUGCUAAGUCUUUUAAAUAUCCUUGUUCACUAAUAUAAUUUACACAUCCAAGGAAUAAUUGAAUUUUUUUAAUUUUCAAGCUGCUUUGGAAAUUUAAUGAUUUUUUCUUUUGUAUUUGGUGACCACUCAAUUUCACCGAAAUUGUUAAUCUCCAUAGCAAAAUAUUCAAUUUCCUUUUGAAGAAACUUUGCCUUCUUCUUUUAAUAAUUAGACAUUCUUUCUUUUAUUCUUUGUAAAAUCAUCAAAUUUUCUCACGAUGAUCUUCUUCUUAUUGGUUAGUAAAAAGGAUGAUAUCAUCAAUAUAUGCCAAACAAAAUGAUUGAAAACCAUCUAAAAUAUGAUCCAUAAAUCGUUGAUAAAUAGUCGAUGUUUGCUUCAAUCCGAAUGGAAGAAAAUUCCAUUCAUAGUGCUUUUGUGGUGAACAUGAAAAAGCUAUUAAUGGUUUGGUAUUUUCAUGUAAUUGAAGCUACCAAUAUCCUGAUUUAUCAUCUAAACUUCUAAACCAUGUCUGACCUUUUAAUACUUCAUUUUUAGUGAUUAUUCUGGUUGUGAUAAUUUUAGAUUCCUGAUUUUUCAUUUUAAGACAUCUAAGACUAAUAGUUUUAAUUCCCUGGAUAAAUGGUUGAUAUAAUUCUAAAAAUUUAUUUCCUAUAAUUAUAAUUAAUCCCGAGUCAUGUUGAUAAAUUGUUUUGGCUGUAAAGAUAUAUUUUUCAAUGAUUAUCUAUACAUACUGUUUUACAUACCAGACUUAAUGAAUAGAUUUAUCUGCUACCACAAUUUUUAGAAAUUUUUCUAGUUUAUCCCAUUUUUUAAUGGUUGAUCUAUUGGCAAAGCAUAGGGUUUCUCUUGUAUCUUUAUAUGCUAGAAAGUUUUUCUCUUAUAUUUCUAUUUUAAUAAAUGUUGCAUUAGGAUUUUACUUAGUUAAUACCUUCUUCUACUUAUCUGAAGAAGUCUCUUAGUCUGAAAUGUAUUCAAUAAUUUCUACAUCGGAUAGUUCAAAAUCCAUUUUUUUAUUGGUCCAAAACCACAACCAUAAGCUAAUCUAAGGACUUUUUGUUUUCUAAUAUUAGUAUUUUUCUUAGUAUAUUUAUUUGCGUAAUGUCCUUCUUCAUUAUAAAACCAACAUCUACGAUUGGUUUUCCUUUUAGGACAAUAUUCUUGUUGUUUCGUUUUCUGUUUAAACAGUUUUCUAUCUUUGAAAUAUUUAUUAGGUUUUCUAAACGUAUUUUCCCUAUAUUCUUGAUAAGUUAUUUUCUCCAUUUUUAAUGGGUUAAUUGCAUGGUUGGUCACUGAGAUUACAAAAAACGUUCAAGUUUGGUCACUCAAAAUAUUUAAAUCCAUCGGUGGUACUUCAGUUUAUUGAAACCAUUCACGUUUGGUCACUCUCCGUCCAACUCCGUUAACUUUGGAUGAUGUGGCAGUCAACUCUCAAAGUUGACCGUUAACUUAGUGACGUUGUAAUUCAGAAAUAAUAAAUAAUUAUCUUAUGAUCAUCAUUACAACCAUAUUUCCCAACUCUAUCCAUUGUUUUUACAUAAUAGAGUUUGAUCUUAGCUUGUUUUUUCAAUUUUUUUCUCAUUACAAGCACUUAUAUGUCAUUCUUGUAAUACUAAUAUUCAUCCUCCUAAUGCAUAUGGUAUUUCAUCUUUUGACAAAGAUUCAUUAAAAAUAGCUUCGGCUCUUUCAGAAAUUAUUGGUGGUAAUUUAGCAUAGAGUAAUUUAUCUAGGUAUUUUCUUAUUGAAGGGAUAACCAGAUAAUAGUGUGCUAUGAAUUUACAAAUAAAUGGUAUCGAGAAACACAUGUUGUAUAUUCUAAGAUUAGUUAAAUUCCAAAUAACCUGUUGGUUUAUGGUUGUGUUUGAUUUAUUUUUUCGAGGAUGUCUUACUAAGAAUUCAUAAGUUAUUGAAUUUAAAAAAAAAUCAAAGAUAUUUGUAGCAUCUGUUGUUCCAUAUAAAUUGUCUUACCUAGAAUAUUCAUGUUGUUGAGAUAAUGAUAAAAUGCUCCUAUCGUUUUAUAAAUUAAGAAGUUAAACAUUCAAAAUGCUCCUAUUCUCUAGGUUGCAAUUUCUUUAGAUCUUCAUUAUUUUGUAUUAAUAAUCUUGUUCGAUUUUUCCAGUCUUCUAAUUAUUUUAAUAGAUUAGCGCAACAUUC
This is a messenger RNA of Linum trigynum, 6297 nucleotides long. NCBI's taxonomy places the organism in Eukaryota, Viridiplantae, Streptophyta, Magnoliopsida, Malpighiales, Linaceae. The record is from the annotation of a GenBank genome assembly.